This is a messenger RNA of Anopheles marshallii, 1872 nucleotides long. Its product is annotated as glucose dehydrogenase [FAD, quinone]-like. NCBI's taxonomy places the organism in Eukaryota, Metazoa, Arthropoda, Insecta, Diptera, Culicidae. Gene Ontology annotation, molecular function: oxidoreductase activity, acting on CH-OH group of donors; flavin adenine dinucleotide binding. The coding region runs from base 1 to 1872 and encodes 623 amino acids. The transcript is spliced from 2 exons. The record is from RefSeq and is a predicted model, not a curated record.
AUGGUUGGCACGCGAUGGUACGCUCAUCUGUUGAUGAUGUUUUACCUCACGUUCGCUCCGGUACUCGGUCAGCCAUCGUCCGCCACAUCGGUCGUCUUCGAAAGUCUGUUCGAUGAGCUGAGCUACCUGAUGCGCACGGGCCCUAAUGCAUCCGUGCCGAUACCGGAGGCGAAGCGUAUUCGAAAGGAGUACGACUUUGUCGUGAUUGGCGCUGGUUCGGGCGGUUCCGUCAUGGCCAACCGUUUGAGCGAAGUUCCCGAAUGGAGCGUACUGCUGCUGGAGGUGGGCAAGGAGGAAAACAUUGUCUCGAACGUGCCACUAACGGCGGGGCUGACAACGGCUACAGGAUACAGCUGGGGAUACCGAUCCGAUCCAAUGCGCAACGCGUGCAAGGGUCUUGAGCAAAGCGUUUGUUACUGGCCGAAAGGGCGCGGUUUGGGCGGUACGAGUCUGAUCAACUUCUUGCUGUACGGCCGCGGCCACCAGCGUGAUUAUGACGAAUGGGAACAGGCGGGCAACUACGGCUGGGGAUAUCGGGACGUGCGGAAGUACUUCGAGAAGGCGGAGAAAAUUAAAGGAAAGUAUGACAACCCACAAGGCUAUCUGCACAUAGAGGAGAGCUCGUUUGAAACACCGCUGUUGAAACGAUACUUCGAAGCAGGCAAAAGCUUCGGCUACCGGCGCAUCGAUCCGAACGAUCCAGUGCAGCUGGGGUUCUACAAGGCACAGGCCACAAUGGUUAACGGCGAACGUUGUAGUGCAGCCCGUGCGUACUUGAAACCGGUCGCCUAUCGGUCCAACCUGGACAUCUCGACGCACUCGUGGGCUACCAGAAUCUUGAUCGAUCCCCUCACAAAGACCGCUUUUGGAGUGGAGUUCACCAAGAACAAGCGUACCUACACGGUUCGUGUGCGGAAGGAGGUCAUUCUGGCGGCUGGGGCGAUUGCCUCGCCCCAGUUGCUGAUGCUGUCCGGUGUCGGACCUCGCGAACAUCUGCAGCAGCUGGACAUUCCGGUAAUCAAGGAUCUGCGCGUGGGCUACAACCUCCAGGACCACCAGACACUCUCCGGCUUGGUGUUCACCGUUAACCAGCCCGUCACCAUCCGGGAGCGAGACAUGCGCCGGCCGGUUAACUUUCUUCGCUAUCUACUGGGACGCAGCGGUCCCUUCACCGUGCCCGGGGGCGCAGAAGGCAUUGCCUUCGUGAAGACGAAUAACUCCCGCUCGCCGGACGACUAUCCAGAUGUGGAGCUGGUGCUUGGAACGGGCGCGGUCAACAACGAUGAGUCUGGUGCACUGCGUUACACGUUCGGGAUGACGCGCGAGUUCUACGAACGAUCGUUCGGAUCGGCUCGUGGUCAGCAUGCGUUCGGCAUUGCACCUGUGCUGAUGCGCCCGAAAAGUCGCGGCCGGAUAUGGUUGAAGAGCCGCAAUCCGUACCGAUGGCCACACAUGGAAGGUAACUUUUUCGACCAUCCCGACGAUCUGGUCACGAUGGUGGAGGGCAUCAAGAUGGCGGUACGUAUCGGCGAGUCCGACAGCUUUGCUUCGUACGCGGCGAAGCUGCUCAAUACACCGUUCUAUGGCUGUGAGAAGCAUCGUUUCCGAUCCGACGAUUAUUGGCGCUGCUGCUUGCGGCAGGUUGGGGCCAGCAUUCAACAUCAGUCCGGCACGUGCAAAAUGGGCCCGGCAGGCGAUCCAGAGUCGGUAGUCGAUCCCGAACUGCGCGUGCACGGUGUUAACGGGUUGCGAGUGGUGGACGCUUCCAUCUUCCCGGUCAUACCAUCGGCCCAUACGAAUGGUGUCGUUAUAAUGGUCGGCGAAAAGGCGGCCGACAUGGUGAAGGACUUUUGGAACAAUCAAAUUCACUAA